This is a messenger RNA of Frieseomelitta varia, 1892 nucleotides long. It is a transcript of the gene Mettl3, whose product is annotated as N6-adenosine-methyltransferase subunit METTL3. The record is from RefSeq and is a predicted model, not a curated record. The transcript is spliced from 5 exons. Gene Ontology annotation, molecular function: mRNA m(6)A methyltransferase activity; mRNA (2'-O-methyladenosine-N6-)-methyltransferase activity. NCBI's taxonomy places the organism in Eukaryota, Metazoa, Arthropoda, Insecta, Hymenoptera, Apidae. Bases 133 to 1803 code for a protein of 556 amino acids. Gene Ontology annotation, cellular component: RNA N6-methyladenosine methyltransferase complex; nucleus.
AAGUAAAGCUAGGUUGUUAAGAUCAGAUUAGGUUUUACAUUAUAAAGUUGCUCGUAGUUUAUAUAUACUGAAAUUUUUAAAUAGAAAUGUAUUUCUAAGCAUUUUACAUUGUUUUUAUCAGUAUUAUAAGAUAUGUCAGACGCUUUCGAAGAAAUACAGGCAAUUAAAAUAAAAAGAAAUAGUCUACGGGAAAAAUUGCAGAAAAGGAAACGCGAGAGACAUGAGUUAUUUACUCUUACUUCUACAACAUCAGUAUCAUCCACCUUAACAAAUGAAUCACUUCUUUCCAGUGAUUCAGUGGGACAUUCGCACCGAUCUGACCAUAGUGAAUAUGAAAGAGAUGUGUUAUGUAUUUUACACGAAUCACUACCUAAUUUACCAAUCACAUCUGCAGAAUUAAUAGAUCAACUUCGUAAAAAUCUCAGUGCAGAUAUAUCUUCUUCAGAUAUUCAUAAAAUUUUAGAAAAACUUGCAGCUCAAGAUAUUGUUAAAAUCAAAGAAGUAACAGAAAAUGGUGUGUUUGGAUAUACAGUGUUAUCAGUGGCAGAGUCACAAUCAUCAUAUCAGUCUCAAUCAGAUGAUACAGAAAAUGCAGAGAGUGCAGAAACAUCUGCAUCUGAAUUGAAUGACUAUGUACCUGCGGAAAAGCAACAGAAAUUAGAUAAGAAAAAUACAGAGGAUAUAAUGUCACUUAUAUCAAUGCCUACUAUUAGAGAAAAAGAAAAUAAGAAGGUUGGAGAACAAAUUUUAGAUUUGUUGUCAAAGCAAACAUCUAAGGAGAAAUCACUAGCUGAAAGAUUUCGGUCUCAAGGAGGAGCGCAAGUUAUGGAGUUCUGUCCUCAUGGCACAAGGGUAGAUUGUGUCAAGUUAAAUGGUGGACCAGGGUUUGCAGAAAAGUGUAAAAAACUUCAUUUCAAAAAAAUUAUUCAAAGUCACACAGAUGAAUCCUUAGGUGACUGUAGUUUUCUUAAUACUUGUUUUCAUAUGGAUACAUGCAAAUAUGUUCAUUAUGAAGUGGAUGGACCAACAACUCAACCAAAAGAAUCAAAUGAAACAGAUAAUGCAAAUAAUAGUACAGUGAAUAAAGGUUUAACAAUAGAUAGUAAAAAUGGUAGUAGUACUGCUUGCCCAACUCCUAGUGCUUCAUUAGGUAGUGAAUUGACUCUUUAUCCACCACAAUGGAUACAAUGUGAUUUACGUUAUCUUGAUAUGACUGUAUUGGGUAAAUUUGCUGUUAUAAUGGCUGAUCCUCCAUGGGACAUUCAUAUGGAAUUACCAUAUGGUACCAUGUCAGAUGACGAAAUGAGACAAUUAGGUAUACCUGCUCUUCAAGAUGAAGGUCUCCUAUUUUUAUGGGUAACAGGAAGAGCAAUGGAACUUGGGAGAGAGUGUUUACAGCUGUGGGGAUACGAAAGAGUAGAUGAAAUCAUAUGGGUAAAGACUAAUCAAUUGCAAAGGAUAAUAAGAACUGGCAGAACAGGUCAUUGGCUAAAUCAUGGUAAAGAACAUUGUUUGGUCGGCAUGAAAGGAAAUCCAAGAAUUAAUCGAGGUUUGGAUAGUGAUGUUAUCGUGGCCGAAGUUCGUGCAACCAGUCACAAACCUGACGAAAUCUAUGGAAUUAUUGAACGUAUGAGCCCAGGAACUAGAAAGAUAGAAUUAUUUGGUCGACCACACAAUGUUCAACCUAAUUGGAUCACAUUAGGUAAUCAAGUAGAUGGAGUUCACUUAAUUGAUCCCCAACUUAUUAAAGCCUUUAAAAAACGUUAUCCAGAUGGAAAUUCAAUGAAACCUAGUAAACCAUAAGCAUUUUAGACAAUGUAAUAUAAGUGAAUAAUUAUUUUAUUACAAAUGUUAUAAGAACAAAAUUGUGUUUAAUAAAACUUGAAUAUAAA